This is a messenger RNA of Peronospora farinosa, 1806 nucleotides long. Lineage: Eukaryota; Oomycota; Peronosporomycetes; Peronosporales; Peronosporaceae. The record is from the annotation of a GenBank genome assembly.
AUGCAGAGCUGGACACUCAUUGCGACCAUUGUGUCCCUAAUUGACUUGGCUGCUGCAUCAGGUACCGUCUCUAUUUACAAUAUUGAUGAUCCAAUGUUCGGCACGUGUCGUCUCAAAGGCAUUUCAGCCUCAAGUGACAAUUUCAAGUUGUACGCAUCCGUGUCUAAUAAAGACUUUGUACCGAAUGAGGCCUGCGCCCGCUGCAUUACCGUCAAGCGAGCCGAUGAUCCGACCAAAACUGUAUCGGCCUAUGUGCUUGAUAUAUGUGACGGCUGUGCAAAGGGUACUUUACAGCUCUCGGGAGACGCGAUGACAGCUCUGGAUAUCGCACAGACCGAUACAACCACGAGGGUCUCGUACACGUUUGAUACGUGCCCUGCGUCGCUCAUGUCGGGUGACAUUAAGGCCUGCUUGAUGGAAGGCGGCUCGUCCACGUACGUGCCGCUGCAGUUUUACAACUCGCAGAAGGUCAUCACCGGCGCGACGAUCGACGGCGUCGCCGCUAAGAAAAUGUCGUCCAGUUUCCUAUACUCGGCAAACCCGGGCUCACCGUCCACUUCGUGGUAUAAGAGCGUCGACUUUACGGUUACGUCGGCCGACGGCGAAACUCUGAACGGCAAUUUUGCAUUUGCUAACACGUCUGGAUGUGCCACAUCUGACGUGCAAUUUUACUCGCCGUCGGCACCUGGCGGUGCUAAUGGAAGCACUGGUGGGUCGAGUGGGGCUAUCAUUGGCGCUAUUUGUGGCGUCAUUGGGGCGCUGUUGAUCAUUGUGGGAUUGAUCUUCCUCGUUCGGCGUCGCAAACGGGGGAAGUUCUUGGAUGGUACGGAGAACGACGUGGAGAACCAGUAUUUGUCGCCGACAUCAAAGCCUAAAGCUGCACUGGCUGCCACCUUCCGAUCGGACCAUAACGACCACCAACCUCUGGCUUCACCCACCGCUGACUACGCCGAGACAUUCUCACCUGAUACUAAAGUAAGGGUUCCUGGAUCACAAAUGCAGAACGUAGGCUCACAUGUGUCGUCGCCUGUGAUCGCUGCUGCCGUUCCAGGUGCGGCCGUUGCUGUUUCGGUUGCUGUGGACUCUUUAGGUUCGUCCGACCCCUCGUCGACGGCUUCUGCGUCCAACCCGCGUGAAGUAUCAGUUAAGCGCUCUCCUUCGCCGAAACCUGUUAAUGCUGUCCCGACCUUUGCAUUUAGCAACAACAUGACCACAAGUCCUCAUAGCUUGACUGUAUCGAACGCAAAGGAUGCGCCUACGCUAACUGCUCCUGUUGUGCCUACCCAGUCAUUGCGUACUGGGUUUUACGAUGAUGAUGCUGAAGAGGAGCGCUCAAGUUUUGACAUUGACGACAUGCGUGAAACGGAAGCCCGUGCGACUUCGACGCGCCCCAUGGACUCACAGCCGUCGUUCACACCGUACAUGUCGGCUGGCCCGUAUGCCAACACAAUGACGUCUCCCCAAGGUAAUUCACAUGCCACGAGCCUGCGUCGUCCAAGUUCCAAACAAAGGACGUCUGGCCGUGAAUCAGGUCAGUACAACAAUGACAGAUCAAACCAUUCCCCAGCACAAGACGAUUUGCUCAGCGCGCGUCCGAGCCACUUGACUAACGCUGACUCGACGACGGACUUGCCACUUCGAGACAGCGAUGCUUCUUUCCCUGCUCUGCAGAACACAGAUUCAUCUACAUCGCAGCACAGUCUGGGCUCAACGCGUGAGAGCGGCGGUUACAGUCGUGAGUCCUUGAAUAUCCUGGGCUACCCAUACUCGAAGAAGAGCGGACGUCACCACAACCUUACAGGUUAG